AUGAUCCCACACAUUAGAGACAAACCUAUCUGUAGAAUAGGAAUCCUUUAUAGUCAGUUGGUGAAUGCUAAAUGGCAUGAAAGGAGGCAAGAGGCUGAAAAAUGGCCAGAUGAAGGUUUGGUUCCAAAGGAAAUGAACUUGAUAAAGAAGAUGUGCAAGCUAACUGGUCCUUUUGAUGUUAAUCCAUGCGUUUUUGGAAAAUUAUAUGAAGUUACAUCUGUUCACAAUUCUGUUUUCACUGUUAAUUUGGAAGAAAAAACAUGUUCUUAUCUUCAAUGGCAACUGAGAGGGUUUGUAUGCAUACAUGCAGUCUGUGCAUUGAAAGGAUACAGACCAAAAUGGAAUAAGUACUGCUCUCAUUACUACUCUGUGGCAGCAUUUAGAGCCACAUAUGAACCACAUCUGAAACCAUUGGUUGAUGUCAAAGAAUGGGUCAAGGUAGAGAUGGAGCUAAACCCUCUUAAAAGUGGCAAGAAAACAGGAAGGCCUAGAGUUAAAAGAAGGAGGGCAUAUGAUGAACCUCCACCACAGCCCAGAGUCUGCAAAUGCCGCAGGUGUGGGAUUGGAGGCCACAACAGUAAGGGAUGUUCUGGUGGUGCUGUUGGGCAGAAUUCUAAAGCACCUAGACAAAGAACUCAAGUUGAUGGUGAAACUCUUACAAGCUUUGAUAAACCUGCAGCAACCUCUUCAAGAUCUAAGAAGAGAAAUCAUAUGAUACUCCAGGUGCAUCUACUUCAAAACUAG
This is a messenger RNA of Papaver somniferum (opium poppy), 744 nucleotides long. RefSeq lists its product as uncharacterized. The transcript is spliced from 3 exons. NCBI's taxonomy places the organism in Eukaryota, Viridiplantae, Streptophyta, Magnoliopsida, Ranunculales, Papaveraceae. The record is from RefSeq and is a predicted model, not a curated record. The coding region runs from base 1 to 744 and encodes 247 amino acids.